UCUUCAUCAUGCUGCUUCAAGCGACAAGAAUCUGUCCACGCACAGCGGUGCCGGCCGCCCAGUCGGCCUGGAGAAGAGGUCUCCAGGAGCAUACGUCAUGCAUACGCUCCUCUCCUUGGUCAUGUUGUCAGCUCUUUAGUCAUGACAGCCAGGACGGUGCCCUUGUUCGCUUGAGCAAGCUGAUGUCCCAGCAAGGUAUCUGCUCGCGUCGCGAAGCCGAUAGCUACAUUCAGAAUGGUGGCGUCCGCGUCGACGGUCGCUUCGUGACAGAACUGGGGACAAAAGUGCAUCCGUCGUCGAGGAUCGAGCUCACGCGGGACGCCAAGGAGCACUUGACUGCCAAGGUCACUGUUCUCUUGAACAAACCUCUGAACUGGGUGUCGUCCCAGCCGGAAGACGGCCACGAGCCUGCCAUCAAGCUGUUAACUCCUGUCAACGAGUGCAAGGAACUGAGCAUUCGUCAGCCUCCAAACCUGGAAUCCAAGGUCGGCAAAUAUGGCCCGCUGUCGCUGCCCAAGAUGGCCGUGUGCGGUCGGCUGGACGUCAACUCGACGGGGCUGCUGCUCUUCACGCAAGAUGGCGCGCUCGCCAAGCAAAUCCUAGACCCCAAUGGCGACAUCGAAAAGGAAUACCUCGUGCGGGUAAACUUGGUGCUCGACGAAUCGACGCGGACUACAAAGACCAUGAUCCAACGACUUCGCGACGGCAUCACAAUCGACAAGGUGGUGUUCCAGGCUAAGAGCGUGGAAGUGAUCAACGACAACCAGAUGAGGAUCGUGCUGACCGAAGGCAAACACCGCCAGAUCCGCCGCAUGUGCGAACAGGUGGGGCUCAAAGUCGUGGCCCUCAAGCGCGUGCGCAUCGGCAACAUCAAACUGCGCAGCCUUCCCGUCGGCCAAUGGCGGUACCUCCAGCCGUUCGACAAGUUGAUGUAAUUUUUAACCAAUCACGGCAACGUCUGCCUUGUGCUUCUUAGACUAUGCUCGACUGCUUCGA
This is a messenger RNA of Aphanomyces astaci, 996 nucleotides long. RefSeq lists its product as hypothetical. The record is from RefSeq and is a predicted model, not a curated record. Lineage: Eukaryota; Oomycota; Saprolegniomycetes; Saprolegniales; Verrucalvaceae. The coding region runs from base 9 to 935 and encodes 308 amino acids. The transcript is spliced from 4 exons. Gene Ontology annotation, biological process: pseudouridine synthesis. Gene Ontology annotation, molecular function: pseudouridine synthase activity; RNA binding.